Drosophila rhopaloa is the source of this 2839-nucleotide messenger RNA. It is a transcript of the gene Cpsf6, whose product is annotated as cleavage and polyadenylation specificity factor subunit 6. NCBI's taxonomy places the organism in Eukaryota, Metazoa, Arthropoda, Insecta, Diptera, Drosophilidae. Gene Ontology annotation, molecular function: mRNA binding. Bases 358 to 2316 code for a protein of 652 amino acids. Gene Ontology annotation, cellular component: mRNA cleavage and polyadenylation specificity factor complex. Gene Ontology annotation, biological process: mRNA alternative polyadenylation. The transcript has 7 exons. The record is from RefSeq and is a predicted model, not a curated record.
UUGGCAUCGAUGUUUUCCCACCUCUUACCUAUAUCGCUCCGCCAUUUUACGCUGACAAUUUUUUCGCAAGAUUGGAGAAAAUAGUUCGUUCGCGAGUAGAAUGUAAAUAGCUUUGGAUUUCACCCACGGACGAUAGCGUGCAAAGGUUAUUACCUUACUAAUUGUUGAGAGGGAGUGAUUUCCCGGGAAAAGCCAGGAGCAGCACGCCGGUUUUGCUCCGGCUUGCUCUGAAAACUGUACGAAGCGCGAGUGCGACAAAGACGGAACGAGUACCGAGUGUGUUUGUGUGCGUGCGAAAGUUGGAAAAGCGGCGAAAUAUCUGUUAAUACGUCUUGAGAGCACUUUUUCCGGCUGAACAUGGCCGACGUGGUCUUGGAUCUGUACGCGGAGGACCUGGACAAGGACUUUGCCGGGCAGGCUCAGGACGAAUUUGGUGGCGAUGGCGUGGACUUGUACGAUGACAUAGGCGGUCCCACUGAGGCGGCCGCUUCCGGUGGCGGGGGCGGCGGCACGCCCUCCGCUGAUGGAGCCGCCGGACCGGGCUCCGGGGAUUCUGGCGAACGUAUUUCAGGCGGUCCUAAUGGAGUUUACCAUCAGAGCGGUGGUAGUCUUACUCCGACCAUGAACCGCCGUUACCAGCUGUAUGUGGGCAAUCUCACCUGGUGGACCACUGACCAGGACAUCGCCAAUUCGCUGCGAGACAUCGGUGUGAAUGAUCUGCAGGAGGUGAAGUUUUUCGAGAACCGGGCCAAUGGUCAGUCGAAGGGCUUCAGCGUCAUCUCGCUCGGUUCGGAGUCCAGUCUGCGUGCCGUGCUCGACCAGCUGCCAAAGAAGGAGAUGCAUGGCCAGGCGCCGGUGGUAACGUACCCCAGCAAGCAGGCGCUCACCCAGUUCGAGAGUCUGCAGAAGACGCGACCGGUGCCGCCGCCGCAGCAGAAUGGACCGCCGAGGGGUCCGGCACCGCCAAGUAUGGGCGGCGGACCAAUGCCCUCCGGACAUCCGGGUGGACCGCAGGGAGGCGGACCACCUGGCCACCCGCCUCGGGGGAUGAACACCAUCAUGCAGUCGGGUCCGUACCGGCCUCAACACAUGUCGCAGGUGCCCCAGGUGGGCGGACCCAACUCCGGACCUCCACGCAUGCAGCCGCCGAUGCAUCCGCAAGGCGGGCUUAUGGGCAACCAACAGCCGCCACCCCGGUAUCCGUCAGCGCAGGGCCAAUGGCCAGGUCAGCGGCCAGGCGGACCACGACCAGGUCCACCGAACGGACCGCCGCAACGACCAAUGUUCCAAGGAGGACCCAUGGGCAUGCCCGUCAGGGGUCCGCCGGGUCCCGACUGGCGUCGUCCGCCCAUGCACGGCGGCUUCCCGCCGCAGGGUCCACCACGCGGCCUUCCCCCAGCGCAAGGUCCAGGCGGACCGCAUGGCGCCCCCGCUCCCCACGUGAAUCCGGCGUUCUUCAACCAGCCCGGCGGCCCUGCCCAGCAUCCGGGCAUGGGUGGUCCGCCCCACGGAGCCCCCGGACCGCAGCCAGGCAUGAAUAUGCCACCGCAACAGGGCAUGAACAUGCCACCGCAGCACGGACCGCCGCCUCAGUUUGCUCAGCACGGACCGCGCGGUCCUUGGCCGCCACCGCAGGGUAAGCCACCGGGUCCCUUUCCCGAUCCUCAGCAGAUGGGUCCGCAACUGACGGAGGUGGAGUUUGAGGAGGUGAUGAGCAGAAAUCGCACAGUCAGCAGUUCAGCUAUCGCCAGAGCUGUAUCUGACGCGGCCGCUGGAGAAUAUUCGAGCGCUAUUGAAACGCUGGUCACAGCCAUUUCGUUGAUCAAACAGUCCAAGGUGGCGCACGAUGAGCGAUGCAAGAUCCUGAUUAGCUCGUUGCAGGACACGCUGCACGGCAUCGAGGCCAAGAGCUACAAUAGGCGCGAGAGGUCGCGGUCCAGGGAGCGAUCCCAUCGAAGUCGCCAGCGGCGGGAGCGUUCCACAUCCAGGUAUCGCGAGCGUUCUCGGGAGCGGGAGCGUGAUCGGGAUCGCGAGCGUGAGCGGGAUGGCGGCAGCUAUCGGGAGCGGUCACGCAGCAGAGAAAGGGAACGUCAGGCUCCAGAUCACUACAGGGAUGACAGCCGAUCGGUUCGUCCGCGAAAGUCACCGGAGCCGGUGGUCGCCGAGGCUGCAGAGGCGCCAUCAUCGAAGCGAUACUAUGAGGACCGCGAACGAUACCGCUCCUCGGACAGGGAGCGGCGCGACCGGGAUCGGGACCGUGACCGCGAGAGGGAGCGCGAUCGCGACAGGCGAGAGGAGCACCGUUCCCGGCAUUGACUGCCGUAAAUGAAGUAGUUCGAGCAGCGCCAGUGGAUCGUAAUCAAGAGUAAAGAUGAAACACAGAUAAAAGAUAACUAAACACACUCUAUAAACAAACCAUAAGCCGCAGCUUGGUGGGAUGACAAGCUAGCCACAAUUAACAGAUUUUCGAUUUGUAUCUAACAUUACCAAUACGUAGGAUAUGAAUAUGGCAUACAGCAUAGUUCUCCUAGACAUACUAAAAUAAGCCGAAAUGCUGACAAGAUUUUACCAACGACGGACGGGGACUGUCUCUGGAUCUCUCCGACUUCUCAUCCCAGCAUCCUGCUAGCAGCAAUACCGACAGCGAAGUUAGCAGUACGUGGAUCAGUGGAGAAGGCAACGAGACAGUCAGCAUGGGACAUUUUAGACACUGAUGGGCGCUGGAUCAUCAAACAACAAACAACUAGCAAUCCUGCAACUCCGUCGCAGCAGAAUUUCAAUAUUAUUGUACUCUAAAAUUUCGGUUUAUUUAAUAAAACAUAAACGUAUGAAAAAAGAA